Andrographis paniculata is the source of this 1044-nucleotide messenger RNA. RefSeq lists its product as uncharacterized. Bases 51 to 827 code for a protein of 258 amino acids. The transcript has 6 exons. NCBI's taxonomy places the organism in Eukaryota, Viridiplantae, Streptophyta, Magnoliopsida, Lamiales, Acanthaceae. The record is from RefSeq and is a predicted model, not a curated record.
CAUCCUUAUUAUUAUUCCGAUAAGCUCUAAACAUUCUACAAUCGUCGGCGAUGGGUCUCGAGGCGGCGAAGACGGUGUUGGAGGUGGCCGACGUCGCGUGGACUGCCGUCGAGUGCUGCCACCACCACUACCACGACGAAGCGAAGCCACCGCCUCGGGGAAUAGGAGAGUCCGAUGUCGGAACCCUAAGUUCUGAAAAUGAACGCCUCCGCCAACUUCUGGAGAAAAAUAUGACGCUCCUUCAGCAGAUUUUGAGUUCGCCUACCGUUCUACAGAAUUGUCCGCCUGAUCUCCACGACCGUCUUGUCGAAUCCGUGAAUUCCGAAAGCUUUCUGAACGAAUUGGAGUCUCUCCGUAGAAAAUCUACCAGCGAAACUCCGUUCGACGAGCCAUCGGGCACAGAUUUGGAGAAAACUGGUGACUUGGUUGACAUAGGCCACGAGGAGCCUAGUUGGUGGGUGUGGGUCCCAAGGGAAAUGGCCCAUGGUAAAAUCGAGGAGAAGAGUGAAAUCGACAGUGAGAAUUAUAUUGUUAUAAGUGAGAAAGAUGUGGUCGAUGGCGUUGCUUUCUUUAUGGCUAGAUGUGUUUUAGCAAACCCAAAUGCAAAGAAGUUGACUCCUGUGGAGCUCCAGAAAGCGUUGGGGAAAGCACUGGAAGGAAUGAAUAAAGUAGAGAAAAUGCUAAACAUUUGGCAUGCUGGAAUGUUAUUCUAUACGCUGGCCACAUGGGGGCUUGCUCUAGCAACUUUGUACCAAGGUCGCUCAAUUCUGAAACUGGCAGCACAAGGGGUCCAUCACUCAAGCAAACUGGCUCUGAAAGCUCUAUGAGCUAUUGCCCUAUCAUGCCAACUUCCAUUAUGCAUCUAUUGCAUUGCAACUGGCCACUUGUCUCUGUAAUUUAUGGUUGCUUCUCCAACCAUCUAUGUGUUGUUCGAAAUCUAGAAAAAUUGUUAUUCUGAUUUUUGCAAUUUGGUUUCCGAGUGUACGUGUAAAUAGUUCUGAAACUUGAGAUUCUUAUCUUGUAUAAAGAAUGAUUUGUUGGGUA